Molecule: messenger RNA, 1992 nt
Organism: Stomoxys calcitrans (stable fly)
Lineage: Eukaryota; Metazoa; Arthropoda; Insecta; Diptera; Muscidae
Exons: 2
Coding region: 183-1973 (596 amino acids)
Source: RefSeq, a predicted model, not a curated record
AAUGAAAAAAGCUUAACUAAAGCGCUUAUAAAUCGAAAUACCUCCAGGCCAAAUUAGUCAUUGAGAGAGACAUUUGCUUGCUUGCGAAAGAGAAGACAUCAAACGUUCGUUGGUUUUUGCUUUUCAUCAGAAGCGAAGCGAUAAACAAACAAGACGGGUGUAAAAUGUGAAUUAUCCUUAUAAUGGAUUCGUGCCAGAGACUAAUCCAAAACCACGAUAUAUUGGCAAAUAUUUUUCAAUAUCUUAGCCUGGAAGCUCAGGUCGACUGUGCGGCCAUCUGUGAAUCAUUUGAAGCGGCCAUAAGCCAAAGGCUGUGGAGUAGGCAACAUUGCCAUUUGGCCAUUCAUAAGACGCCCUACAUCACCAUAGUCACCAAUUCGCAAAGAGAACAUGAAAAGUGCCCUGGCGAGGGCAGGAUGCUGAGAGUUUGCGAGUAUAAAUCCUCGUUGCCCUACCACAAGAGCAAAAGGUUCAGGGCGCAGGUGGCCCCCUAUGUUCGCAAUUUGGCCCUGCAUUCCGAGUACUACAGCUUUGAUAAGAAUUUGGGAGUGGCUUUUCAAAACAUUGAAAAUUUCCAGCACUUGCGUCAUUUGUCCUUUCAUCAGGCGGUGGUUACGGACCAGCAGCUGCAGUCAAUAGGCCAACACUGUGUGCAUAUACAGAAAUUGGAGCUCAUUGAAUGCACUUGCGAUGAAUUGGAAUCUCUGAUACCUGGCUAUAAUUUGGAUAUAAGUAGCUUAACCAGUUUCCGUCAACUACAACACUUGGUGGUGCAAAGUGAGGCCCUCGAGAGUUUGCCGCAAAUGGGGUGUGAUGUGCUGCACGAGAUGAUAUCGAAUCUGCCUUUAAGUGCUGUAAUUCUGGAAAACAUUAAAAUCUUUGAUAAUGGUGACGAUGUGGUGGCAAAUGUGAACGGUGCCCAUGUGGAAAUUCUAAAUGUGGGCAAUAUCUCGCAGGAAUAUUGGCCGAAUUUCAGGCACCAUCUUAGAGACUUCCGCAACCUCAAGGAUCUAACCAUCAAUGUUUUAAACUGUAACACUCUGGUGGACUCAUGGGUGUUUGAGACUCUGGCCAGCCACUGUUGCCAACUACAAAAAUUAUCUCUGGAAAAUUGCGAUCUCUGCAUUGAGGAUUUUGGUGUGAUCAAAACACUGCAGCAUUUGUCACUGCUGAGUUGUGGUGGUCUCACCGCCGAAAAUCUUCAACAGGCACUCUCGGGUCUGCCCCUGAGGUCCUUGUCUUUAAUAAAGACCCGCAUUUUUGGUACAGUUAUACCCUGCCUGGUGUCACCUUAUCUGGAGCAGAUCAACAUCGAUUCCAUACACUGCGAAAAGUUUUCGGAUGUCUUUGAGAAUGCCCUCAACAGCAUGGACAAUUUGCAUACCAUAAACUGGUAUAAUGGCAACAUCAGAUCAGAUUGGAUUGUGCGUCAGUGUCCGAAUUUGCGAAAGCUUUACGUGCCCAACCCCCACUUGCUGCGUCAUUGUAUUCUGCGAGUGGCAUGCCUAACACAACUGUCGUUUUCGUCAUGCCAAAAAUUCACCUGGUACUUCCUCAUAGUUCUCAUCAAAAGUCUGCCACUGCAGCGGCUUAAUAUCUGUUCCAACGAUGUGAUUUGCGAUGACGAAAACACACCUCAAGAUGCUGCCGAUGUGGAAACCACUUUGCAACGCAUCGUCUUACCCUAUCGAAUUUAUGUGGCUGCUGAGAAUUUCUGGAUGGAUCUGCUCUGUGUCAAUCCAGGUCUCAAGUUAAUCUUCUAUGGUGAUAGCGGUGAUUUGCUUAAUCGCAAUUGUUUCCACAAAUUAUUGACCUUUCCCCAUGUCCGGCAUAGAUUGAAAAAUAUGAGAAUGUGCGGAUUUUCUGUAGAAAUUGCCGAUUUGCAGCACAGGUUUGAGGACACUCUUCAGCAGUUAAACACAAAAACUAGUCAUUUUAGGUCAAGAAACUGUAAAUUUACCGUCGAAUUAUAAAUAAGAAUGAAAAACUUUA